ACAGGAAUCUUCACUGCAGAAAUGGUCUUAAAAAUCAUUGCUCUAGAUCCCUACUAUUAUUUUCAGCAGCCCUGGAAUAUUUUUGACAGCGUAAUUGUCACAUUGAGUUUAAUUGAGUUGACUUUAUCCAAACCCAAAGGCAAAAAAGAAAGCCGAAAAGGAGGAACCCUAUCAGUUUUGCGGUCCUUCAGACUGCUGAGGGUCUUCAAACUAGCAAAGUCCUGGCCAACUUUAAACACCCUCAUUAAAAUCAUUGGUAACUCCCUCGGUGCACUGAGUAACCUGACCUUCGUCCUGGCAAUCAUCGUUUUCAUUUUUGCUAUAGUAGGGGUGCAGCUUUUUGGAGGAAGCUAUAGGACCCAUGGUGAUAGAAUUAAAAAAAAUGGUGAGAUACGCUGGCACAUGAUGGACUUCUUCCAUUCAUUCCUUGUUGUCUUCCGUGUGUUGUGUGGGGAAUGGAUUGAGACCAUGUGGGACUGCAUGGUGGUAGCUGAAAAACCACUGUGCCUUCUUGUCUUCCUGCUGGUCAUGGUAAUAGGAAAUUUAGUGGUACUCAACCUCUUCAUUGCACUGCUGCUGAAUUCCUUCAGUACUGAUUGUCUCCAAACAGCAGAAGAUGAUGGAGAGAUGAACAAUCUUCGGAUUGCCUUUGCUAGGAUUCAUAAGGGACUGCAAUUUGUGAAGAAUGUCAUGUGGGAUGCCUGUUGUGGAAAGCUCAAGCAUCUAAAGAAAGCACAGAAGAAGAAAAACAAGUUGACUGCCCAGAACCCACUGGGUUUGGGAAAAGAAAGAAAAAAUUUUAAAGACAAUUACCAUAUUGAAUGGGCUGAAAAAAAUGGCGAAAUUUGCUCAGGUCUUGAAGAUUUUAUUACCAAUCCUAAUGUGUUUGUUUGUGUCCCUAUUGCUGAGGAAGAGAAUACAAGUGAGGGUUUUGAAGACGAGGAUAAGCUGAGCACAUUUUCAGGCACAGAAUACAGUAAUCAGUUUGAUUCUGUCAGCUCUUCUGAAGGCAGCACAGUGGAUCUGACAAACCCUGAAGAUCUGUUGAGGCAGAUUCCAGAGUUUGCUGAAGACAAGAAGUCUCCAGAAAAGUGUUUUCCAGAAAGCUGUGUUCGAUACUUUCGUUGUUGUAAGGGUAAAGCUGUAAACUUCGGAGGAAAAACAUGGUGGAAUCUGAGGAAAACCUGCUACCAAAUUGUUGAGCACUCCUGGUUUGAAUCCUUUAUCAUAUUCAUGAUUCUUCUGAGCAGCGGAGCCCUGGCAUUUGAAGACAUUCAUAUAAACGAGAGACGAACCAUCAAAGCUGUGUUGUUGUUCCUCGACAGAUUGUUCACUUUUGUCUUCUUUCUGGAGAUGAUCCUGAAAUGGGUGGCUUAUGGCUUCAAUAAGUAUUUCACCAAUGCCUGGUGCUGGCUUGAUUUCUUCAUUGUAGGCGUAAGUUGUAUCUCCUUGAUAAAUAUCUUUGGUAGUUCAUUUGAUGGCGUGAAAUCUCUUAGGACUCUUCGAGCACUGAGACCCUUAAGAGCAUUGUCACGAUUUGAGGGGAUGAGGGUGGUGGUCAAUGCCCUUGUGGGAGCCAUCCCUUCCAUCAUGAACGUUCUGCUCGUCUGCCUCAUCUUCUGGCUCAUCUUUAGCAUCAUGGGAGUCAACCUGUUUGCUGGGAAGUUUGGGAAAUGUGUCAACCUAACAGAAGAAAAUUCAGAAUUGAAUAGUUCAAUCAAUGACAAAGCAGACUGUCAAGCAUGGAAUCACACGGGAAAAAUAUUCUGGGUCAAUGUUAAAGUCAACUUUGAUAACGUUGGCUCUGGCUACCUGGCUCUUCUUCAGGUGGCAACGUUUAAAGGUUGGAUGGAGAUCAUGUAUGCAGCAGUAGACUCACGAGAGAAAAAUGAACAGCCGAGAAUGGAGCACAGUUUAUUUAUGUAUCUCUACUUUGUGAUCUUCAUCAUCUUUGGAUCUUUCUUUACCUUGAAUCUCUUUGUUGGUGUUAUUAUAGACAAUUUCAACCAGCAAAAGAAAAAGUUUGGUGGGGAAGAUAUAUUUAUGACAGAGGAACAGAAAAAAUAUUACAACGCCAUGAAAAAGCUGGGAUCCAAGAAACCUCAAAAACCCAUUCCAAGACCAUUGAACAGAUACCAAGGAUUCCUUUUUGACAUUGCAACAAAUCAAGCCUUUGAUAUCACCAUCAUGAUUCUCAUCUGCCUUAAUAUGAUCACCAUGAUGGUGGAAACCUAUGAACAAAGUGACACGAAGACCAAUGUUCUUAACAAAAUCAAUAUACUCUUCGUUGCUAUUUUUACUACAGAAUGUAUACUGAAAUUGGUGGCCCUGAGGCAGUACUAUUUCUCAAAUGCCUGGAACAUAUUUGAUAUAGUUGUUGUGAUCAUGUCAAUUGUUGCCUUACUGCUUUCUGGCAUUGGUAAAGCAUUUGAACAUUUCUUACCACCUACGCUCUUCAGGGUCAUUCGCUUGGCUCGAAUUGGACGAAUACUGAGACUCAUCAGGGCUGCCAAAGGAAUUCGAACUCUUCUUUUUGCCUUAAUGAUGUCCCUACCUGCUCUGUUCAACAUUGGGCUCUUGCUUUUUCUGGUCAUGUUCAUUUAUGCCAUUUUUGGCAUGGCUAACUUUGCCUACGUGAAGAUGGAAGAUGGCAUUGAUGACAUGUUCAACUUCCAAACCUUUGCUAACAGCAUGCUCUGUCUCUUUGAAAUCACAACGUCAGCUGGCUGGGAUGGCCUUCUCAGUCCUAUUUUAAACACGGGGCCACCAUAUUGUGAUCCAAACGUAACUGGUAGAGUAGGUGAGUGUGGUAAACCUGCAGUAGGAAUUGUUUAUUUUGUGAGUUAUAUCAUUAUAUCAUUUCUCAUCGUAGUAAACAUGUACAUAGCUGUUAUUUUGGAGAACUUCAAUGCUGCUACUGAGGAAAGCACAGAACCUUUAGGGGAAGAUGACUUUGACAUCUUUUAUGAAAUCUGGGAGAAGUUUGACCCUGAAGCAACUCAGUUCAUAACUUUCUCUGCACUUUCAGACUUUGCAGAUGCUCUGGCUGAACCUUUACGUGUACCUAAACCAAACAAAAUUGAACUCAUAGCAAUGGACCUGCCUAUGGUCAGUGGAGAUAGGAUCCAUUGCUUGGAUAUCUUGUUUGCUUUUACCAAACGAGUGUUAGGGGAUUCUGGGGAAAUGGAUACACUGAAAGUACAGAUGGAGGAGAAGUUCAUGUCUGUCAAUCCAUCCAAAAAAUCCUAUGAGCCCAUCUCCACUACACUCAGACACAGACAAGAGGAAGCUUCUGCCACAGUCAUCCAGCGUGCCUACAGGAGUCAUUUGCUUCAGCGCUCCAUAAAGCAUGCUUCUUACCUGUAUCAUCACAGAACUUACAGUGCCGACACUCUUGGAGAUGCUGCUCCAGAAAGAGAAGGACUCAUAGCUUCUAUGAUGGGUGAAAACUAUUGCAGGAAUCUUGAUGAAUCUCAAACUUCAUCCUCAGCAUCCUUUCCCCUGUCAUAUGACAGUGUCACAAGAGCCACUAGUGGCAAUCUGAUGGUUGAGAAUGAAUUUACAGGUGACCAAAAAUCUCUGGACAUUAAAUAGUUUAUGGGUAACAAUGUUGUAAAGAAAUGUUCACAGAUGAUACUGUAAAUACACAUCGGCUGAGGCCGCCUUCCCCAUUGAAAUGGAACUGUCAGAAUUGAUCAUUUAGCCAUGUUUAAGCCUGAUCACUUAACUGUGCCAGUGGCCAAGCUUUAGCAUUGGACUCUGUGUUCACCUUUGUUCAAUAUUAAUACAGGCAGAAAAAGCUGUGGAGGAUUUUGAGCCUGUCCUAUCAGUGAUAUCCUCUUACUUCAAAGGCAGCUCCCAUGGCAGUGUGUUCACAGCAGUGACAAAUAAUGUCACACCUAACAUCACACAGAAUUUCUCCUUAGUCCACUCCCCAGUUGAUAUUCUCAUUGAAAAUCUUCUAAAUAAAUGGCUGCUAAUUUUUUUAUUUUUUAAUAUUUGGAAACUGAAACUUAGCCCCUGCAUGAUCUGUAGUGUAGAAGACUUCUUCCAAUAUGAUCAGACUUCAGAAUAAGUCACGGCAUGUACGCUACUGUGUUACUGCAGCUUAACAAAGUAAUAAAUACAACUCUUAAUAUUCACAAGUUGUAUUGAACCCUUGUACAGGAACUCAAACAGGGAGUGCCUUGUGGGACCAUGUAAGCUCUAUUGGUCAAGGUGGUGGGCAUCAUCCAAGGCCAUGGGGUUAGGUGGUAGAUAUAUCCUCUUGGCAGCAAUUCCCCCUCUUGCCAUUGCUUCCUCAAUGGAAGGAACAGGUUUUUUGCCCCUGCACAUGUUAGAAGAAACCACAAUACAACUAAUGUGGACAAUUAGGAAAUCUGAGUUGAGGCACUUGAUUCUGAGGUUAACAUUGUGCUGUGGAUGUAGUUGCAGAUGCUGCUUCUUAUUGAAUGCAUGCAGAUCGUCUAUCAUGCUCUUCACUGCAUUUUCAUUGCAAAGGUUUUU
Molecule: messenger RNA, 4506 nt
Organism: Coturnix japonica (Japanese quail)
Lineage: Eukaryota; Metazoa; Chordata; Aves; Galliformes; Phasianidae
Source: RefSeq, a predicted model, not a curated record